AUGGCUCAGGAACAAGUACGUGUCCUCAUUGUCGGCAACGGUGGCCGUGAGCAUGCCCUGGCUUGGAAACUUAGCCAGUCGCCCCUCGUCGACAUUGUCUACGUCGCUCCCGGAAACGGUGGUACUGGUCUGGGCGCGUCCAACAAGAUCGUCAAUGCCAAUGUCAAGGGCGACGACUAUCCCGGCCUCGUGGCUUUUGCGCAAAAGAAUGGUGUGAACCUCGUCGUUCCCGGGCCCGAAGCGCCCCUCGUCGACGGAAUUCAAGGAUACUUCCAGGCUGUCGGUAUCCGAUGCUUUGGCCCCUCCAAGGCUGCUGCCCGUAUGGAGGGCUCCAAGACUUUCUCCAAGGACUUUAUGCAGCGUCACAACAUCCCCACUGCGGCCUUCGGCAACUUCUCCGACUACGAGUCCGCCCGCCGUUAUCUCGACUCCGUUUCUCACAACGUUGUGAUCAAGGCUAGCGGUCUGGCCGCUGGUAAGGGUGUCAUCAUCCCGGCAACCAAGGAUGAGGCACACAAGGCCCUGAAGGAGAUGAUGGUCGAUCGUCAAUUCGGUAACGCUGGUGAUGAGGUCGUCAUCGAGGAGUGCCUGGAGGGUGAUGAGCUGAGCAUUCUCACUUUCAGUGACGGCUACACCAUCUACUCCCUUCCUCCCGCCCAGGACCACAAGCGCAUCUUUGACGGAGACCAGGGUCCCAACACUGGUGGAAUGGGCUGCUAUGCUCCCACUCGCAUUGCGCCCAAGGAGGUGCGGGAUGAGAUUGACCGCACGAUCAUCCAGCCAUCAAUUGAUGGCAUGCGACGAGACGGGUUCCCCUUUGUCGGAAUCCUCUUCACGGGUCUCAUGAUGACCAAGAAUGGCCCCAAGGUGCUCGAGUAUAACGUCCGUGGUGGUGACCCCGAGACUCAGACUCUCCUGCCCCUUCUCAGCAAAGAUACCGAUCUGGCUCAGAUUAUGGUCGCUUGUACCGAACACUGGCUGGACGGUGUCUCCAUCAAGGUCGAGCCCAACUACUCGACCACUGUCGUCGCUGUCGCUGGCGGUUACCCGGGCUCCUACGCCAAGGGCAAGCCAAUCACUCUGGACCCCACGCCCGCUGGGUCCCUGAUCUUCCACGCCGGUACAACCCUGUCUGGUAACGAACUGCAGACUUCCGGCGGCCGUGUUAUUGCUGCCACCGCUACUGCGGCUACUCUCGAAGAGGCAGUCGCCAAGAGCUACGAGGGUAUUGCCACUAUCCACUUUGACGGCAUGUUCUUCCGCAAGGACAUUGCCCACCGUGCCUUCCGUCAGUCAGCCGAUACCUCGCUGACCUACGCGGCCGCUGGUGUGUCCAUCGACGCUGGAAAUGAGCUCGUUAACCGCAUCAAGUCUUGCGUGGGUCGUACCAAGCGGCCCGGCACUGACGCCGUCAUCGGUGGCUUCGGUGGUCUCUUCUCUCUGGCUGCGGCCAACCCAGAGUAUCACGCCGACUCACCGACCUUGAUCGGUGCCAUCGACGGUGUGGGUACCAAGCUGAAGAUUGCUCAUACCGUGGGCAUUCACGACACCGUGGGUAUUGACUUGGUCGCCAUGAAUGUCAACGACCUGGUCGUUCAGGGUGCCGAGCCCCUCUUCUUCCUUGACUGCUACUCAUGUGGCCACCUGGAUGUUCCCACCGCCACUGCUUUCGUUACCGGUGUGGCCGACGGCUGUGUGCAAGCCGGCUGUGCUUUGAUCGGUGGUGAGACCGCUGAAAUGCCCGGUCUCUUCAUCGACGAGACCUACGAUGCGGUCGGCGCGGCUGUUGGUGCUAUCAACACCAGCGGAGCCUAUGCUCGUACCAUCCUCCCCGACACCAACGCUAUGCGCUCCGGCGACGUGCUUCUGGCACUUGCUUCAUCCGGUCCUCACUCUAACGGAUACUCGCUGGUGCGCAAGAUCGUGGAGCGUAGCGGUCUGGACUUUGCGGCUCCCGCUCCCUUCACCAUGCCCGGCCAGACCGAAGAGCUCUCUCUGGGCCGAGCCCUCCUCACCCCCACCCGUAUCUAUGUCAAGCCCAUCCUGGCCGCACUCAAGGCUCACUCGACCGCCAUCAAGGGUCUGGCUCACAUCACCGGUGGUGGUCUUGUAGAGAACAUCCCCCGCAUGCUGCCGUCGACUCUGACUGCGGCCGUUGAUGUCAGCUCGUGGCCCCAGCCUUCCGUCUUCCAGUGGCUGCAGCGCGAGGGUAACGUCUCCCCGGCGGAGAUGGCUCGCGCGUUCAACUGCGGUGUGGGCAUGGUCAUUGCCGUUGAUCCCGCUUCCGAGGCGGCCGUCCGUCAGAACUUUGAGGCUGCCGGUGAGACCGUUUACCGGGUUGGUGAGCUGCGUGCUCGCGCAGAGGGUGAGGAGGGCUGCGUUCUCAGCGGCCUGGAGUCGUGGAGCGCAUGA
Molecule: messenger RNA, 2412 nt
Organism: Penicillium oxalicum
Lineage: Eukaryota; Fungi; Ascomycota; Eurotiomycetes; Eurotiales; Aspergillaceae
Gene: ade1
Product: bifunctional aminoimidazole ribotide synthase/glycinamide ribotide synthase
Exons: 3
Coding region: 1-2412 (803 amino acids)
Biological process (GO): adenine biosynthetic process; 'de novo' IMP biosynthetic process
Cellular component (GO): cytosol
Molecular function (GO): metal ion binding; ATP binding; phosphoribosylamine-glycine ligase activity
Source: RefSeq, a predicted model, not a curated record